AUGGGUCCAAUGAAACGUCAGAGGGCUUUUUCGCUGCGUACUCAAUUAUUUAAUAAGCAGCUACACGACAAAUUUCAGCAGGAUUACGAGGUAGAAGAAGGACCGGACGAAUUUGGUCAAGAUUUAGACGAUGUUCCUCGCGGCGCUCUCAUGGUUGACAUAACCAGUCGAUUUGUUAAUUGGAUUCUGCGAAGAAAUAGUAACCUGCAUACUAAGGCUGGAAGACUGAUACCCGUUAGCUUGGAUCAUUCAGAUUCAGUAUUUCAGGAUCUCACCGGGGCCUACGGAAAUAAACUGAUUGAUGAAAGAAGUCAAAAACCGUACCGCGAUAACAUCAUCACAUCAUCGCGCUACACAGUAUACACUUUUCUGCCGCGACAGCUAUUUGCUCAAUUCUCCAGAUUGGCCAACUCGUAUUUUCUUUUAGUCGCAAUUCUGCAAAUGAUCCCAGGCUGGUCCACAACAGGGACUUACACAACUAUUAUCCCUCUUCUGAUAUUCAUGGGCAUUUCCAUGUGUCGAGAAGCCUGGGAUGAUUUUCGUAGACACAAACUCGAUCGUGACGAAAACAACAAACCCGUGAAAGUUUUGGUGCAAGAUCAAGAUGACAUUGGAGGCCCAUCGACAGGGUCCAAUCGCGACCUGAGAAGCUCAGGAAGUAUUUAUUCCCUACAGCAAUGGGAGCAGAGCACCACGUCGACGAGUGCACUGAAUGCUGUACCGUCAAAUUUUAUCGAGGAUGGAGGUCUUCUACCUUCCACAGCUACGCCAUUCACGAAUUGGGAUGUGUUGAAACGCUCCUUUGGCGUAUCGGUUGUAGAAAAGCAAUGGAGGCAACUUCGGGUUGGGGAUUAUGUGAUUUUAAAUCAGGACGAUUGGGUUCCGGCUGAUCUGUUACUUUUGACCUGUGAUGGAGAGAACAGCGAUUGUUUUGUAGAAACUAUGGCGCUGGACGGAGAAACAAACUUGAAAAACAAACAAGCUUUAAGGGAGAUUAGCGAGCAGAUGGAUACGGUUGCCGGUUUGGCCAAAUUUAGAGCCAGGAUCACCGUAGAGGAUCCUAACAUCGAUUUGCAUAAUUUUGAAGGUAACCUGGAGUUACUGGAUCAACAGAGAAAGGUCACAAUAGGCCCUGACAAUAUCAUUUAUCGUGGAAGUAUUGUAAGAAAUACUCAAAAUGCCAUUGGGAUGGUAAUUUUCACAGGAGAGGAAACCAAAAUUCGCAUGAAUGCCAUAAAAAAUCCAAGAAUCAAAGCACCAAAACUUCAGAAGGCUAUCAACAUGAUUGUUUUGUUUAUGGUUUUGGUUGUUGCUUUGAUGGCACUGCUAUCGUUUUUGGCUCAAAGAAUCUUGAAAAAAAGGUGGAUUGACAAUAACGAUGCCUGGUAUUUGUUUCAGCAAGAUGCUGGUGCUGCUCCAACCGUGAUGUCAUUCAUUAUCAUGUACAACACGUUGAUCCCAUUGUCUUUAUAUGUCACGAUGGAAAUUAUCAAAGCGAUGCAGAGCAAAUUAAUGGAAUGGGACAUAGACAUGUAUCAUGCUCCAUCCAACACUCCAUGCGAGUCCCGUACAGCAACAAUUCUCGAAGAGCUGGGCCAAGUAUCGUACAUUUUCAGUGAUAAGACAGGAACUCUUACCGACAACAAAAUGAUCUUCAGAGCGCUCUCGAUUUGUGGUACAUCAUGGGUACACGACAUAGAUCAGACAAUCAACACAAUGAGAACUACCGAGUCUAAUGAAAGCGGUAACAUUGACGUUGUUUCCGUUGACGACAAAAGCUUUCUCAAGAAUUUUUCAGCCAAGACCGACGUUUCUAGGAAAACAUCAAUAGAGUACAAGGGCAACAGUUCAGCUACUUAUACAGGCAGACCAAGUAUGGCAUCUCGUAUUCAAAUGGAAGAGGAAAGACGAUCUAGCGGUAUAGUUGGAGUCGAUUCAAGCAUCAAGAAGCGGCCUGCAGCAAAUGACGAGUUGAGAUCUUCUCAUGAGCUUAUACAAUACAUCCAGCGCCACCCUCACACAUAUUACAGCGAAAAAGCCAAGUUUUUUAUCAUGGCAUUAGCCCUCUGUCACUCUUGUUUACCGCGAAAAGCGUCCGAUGCAGAUGAGGAAGAUACCGUCGAGUAUCAAGCAUCUUCUCCAGACGAGUUAGCACUGGUCACUGCAGCUAGGGAUAUGGGUUAUGCGGUUUUGAAUCGUAAUGGCACUGUUUUAACGAUCAAAUCGUACCCGUCUGGAUUUGAAGGCAAUCCUGUAAUAGAGGAUUAUGAAAUUUUGCAUUUUAUCGACUUUACUUCUGACCGCAAAAGAAUGUCAGUAUUAGUUCGCAUGCCACUGGAACCGAAUCGAGUACUUUUGAUUUGUAAGGGUGCUGACAAUGUGAUUCUCGAACGCCUUCACAACAGCAAUCUUGCAAGCCAGAAAAUUUCGGAGCUGCAGGAAUCUACUAAUGAGAGAAAGACUGCAGAAGCAGAUCUCAUUUUGAAACAAAGACAAUCCUUGGAAUUGGCGGCCCAAGCCAGACCCAAAACAUCUCUUAGGCGAAAGUCAUCCCAAAGACAAAGUGUCAGGGUAUCUCUUCAAGCGGCAAGAAAGAGUCUGUCUAUAAAGAGUCUAUCCAGAAAAAGCAUGGGCGGCGGUGAUCCAGAGGUUCAAAUAAAUUCUAUUGAUGAAUUCUUGAAUGACGUCGAACGAGCUGACAAUGAGGUGCAUGACAUUUACUUCAAAAGUCGCAAGUCGCUCCAAAAGCAACAGAAGGAGCGCUACAAUCCUACUAUCCAGAACUCAGCGGGAUCUGGAUCUACCGACUUAUCUUCCGAAUUUUUAGCCGCGACUCCGCCUGAUGUUACUCGAGACUUGAGUGAUUUUGAUCUUGAAUCUUAUAUUGGCGACGAAACAUUACUAAAAAACGAAGGUUAUGUUCUGGAGCGGUCGUUACAAGCAAUUGAUGAGUUUUCAACAAAUGGACUCAGAACCCUUCUCUACAGCUACAAGUGGAUUGAUGCCGAGACUUACGAAAAGUGGGCUGAUGAAUAUAAUGCAGCGAAAACGUCUUUAGAGCGAAGGAAGGAGAAAAUGCAGUCUGUUGGCGAAACUGUAGAAACUUCAAUGAAUUUACUGGGUGUAACCGCUAUUGAGGACAAAUUGCAAGAAGGUGUUGCCGAUGCUAUCAACAAGAUAAGAAGAGCUGGCAUCAAAAUGUGGAUGCUGACUGGUGAUAAGCGUGAAACAGCGAUUAAUAUCGGCUAUUCCUGCAAUUUGAUUCACGAUUAUUCGACAGUGGUUAUUCUGUCAGCUGAGGAUGAAAACAUGUCUUCUAAGCUGACCGCUUUAACUCAAGAGAUCGAGAGAGGAAAUGUCGCCCAUUGUGUUGUAGUAAUUGAUGGCUCAACAUUGGCCACAUUCGAGACGAACCCUAUUUUGAUGUCUGUAUUUGUGGAGCUCUGCACCAAGACUGAUUCGGUCAUUUGUUGUAGGGCAUCACCAUCGCAAAAAGCCUUGAUGGUUUCCAACAUUAGAAAGACCGAUAAGAAUUUAGUGACUUUAGCAAUUGGUGAUGGGGCAAAUGAUAUUGCCAUGAUCCAAUCGGCCGACAUUGGUGUUGGAAUUGCUGGGAAAGAGGGGCUUCAGGCGUCUAGGUCAUCGGACUAUUCGAUUGGUCAGUUCAGAUUUCUUCUCAAGCUAUUACUCGUGCACGGCCGUUACAAUUAUGUUCGCACUUCGAAAUUUGUUCUUUGUACGUUUUACAAAGAGCUUCUCUUUUACAUCACUCAAAUGAUCUAUCAGAGACACACCCUGUUUUCUGGUACAUCAUUAUAUGAGCCCUGGUCUCUUUCAAUGUUCAACACACUUUUCACAUCGCUCCCUGUUUUAUGCAUAGGGAUGUUUGAAAAGGAUCUCAAGCCAAUGACCUUGUUGGCUAUCCCAGAGCUAUACUCAUCUGGUCGUUUGUCGGAAAGUUUCAACCUGAAAGUAUUUCUGUUUUGGAUGUUCGAGGCGGCAUUGAACUCGGUGGUUAUCUCGUUUCUCAAUUGGAAGAUCUGGGCGGUAUCUUCGCUCUCGGACAAUACGAUUUACCCCAUCGGUGUCAUCAAUUUCACCGCGAUUGUAGCGCUCGUAAACGUCAAGUGUCAGCUACUGGAAACUCACAAUCGAAACUUUCUGGCUCUUGGCUCUUUGAUAAUCUCCGUUGGGGGUUGGCUAGUGUGGUUAUGUUUACUGCCAGGUAUUUACUCACAAGACGGGCCUUACGAUGUCUUGGUUGGGCUAUACCACCAAUUUGGCGACGACGCAACCUUUUGGUGCUCGUGCCUCGUUUUGAUUUUGCUUCCUUUGAUACUUGAUAUUGUCAUAAAGGCUCUUAAAAUCAUGGUCAAGCCUUCCAACUCCGAAGUCUUCAUGGAAUUAGAGCAAAAGGAUGACGUGCGCAAGAAAUUGGAAAUCAAAGCAUUCAACGAACUGAAACAAGGCUGGACUUGGGACAGGGACCCUAGCACACUUUCUAGAUACACAGAUAAAGUUUUGCAUCGGCACGAAGGCGUUAUUGAUUCCGAUACCAGUGACGGGCCGAGAUCGAGAAAAAACACAAUCCCUGGUAAUAGUAAGACGUUAGCAGGUACAUUGGGAAAAGUCGGCGCACGGAAUGGUCCUAAAUACGAUAGCGAGGAGUAUGAGGUGCUACCAAGUGGUAAAGUGAUAAAGCGGCAUAAACCUGACUCAGAUCAAAAUAGCGGCCCCGGGGCUUUAAGCCAAAAGAUCAGCAAGAAGCUGAGGUUCAAGAUCAAAAGACAAGAAGAUGAAGACGUGGAUGCUAUUAUCGCGGAACGUCUCAGAGAUCUAGAAUAA
This is a messenger RNA of Lachancea lanzarotensis, 4845 nucleotides long. It is a transcript of the gene DNF3, whose product is annotated as LALA0S03e04280g1_1. Lineage: Eukaryota; Fungi; Ascomycota; Saccharomycetes; Saccharomycetales; Saccharomycetaceae. The coding region runs from base 1 to 4845 and encodes 1614 amino acids. The record is from RefSeq and is a predicted model, not a curated record. Gene Ontology annotation, cellular component: plasma membrane. Gene Ontology annotation, biological process: phospholipid translocation; endocytic recycling; post-Golgi vesicle-mediated transport. The transcript has a single exon. Gene Ontology annotation, molecular function: ATPase-coupled intramembrane lipid carrier activity; ATP binding; magnesium ion binding.